GAGGUAACAAUGGCUGAAGUGUUGGGAGGCUCGUCAUCAUGGGCUCUCCCUGCAGAGAUACUGGAGAUGGUACUGGCACAGUUGCCCCUGCCAGCUCUGCUUACAGUACACUCUACUGUUUGCCACUACUGGUCAGGGAUUAUUAUGAAUCCAGCAUUCAUCCCCUGGAAAAAGAUAUACCAUCGGCUGAAACUGGCGCCAGAGAGCCUCUCAUCGGCUUUUCUGCUCUCCCCGUCAAAGGCCGAAAAACUGGUUCAGACUAAAGAUAUCGUUAAAGAGCUCUGUGUUCAGCACCACAUCACAUCAUUAGAAGAUUGUCUCAUUAGCAUCGUUAGGUUGAUGGGAAACUCUCAUGGAAUUCCGUUUGAGUCAAAAGCAACAAUCAACGUCCUGAAGAGCCAUCCGCUGUACGAAUUAGCCGUUGCCGCUUUGGACUUCCACGGGCAAGAUCUUAUCCCAGAGCGUCGCAACAUAUGGCAUAUUGUCUCCAUGAUUGUAGUUCUUGCAAAGGAUAUGUGGCAAGUUGAUGCACUCCUGCAGCUUUUGCUUUCUCGAGGCUCGGUCUUCACUCCCAGAGAUAUUACGGAAGCCUUUUAUUGCAUGUCCACGUUCUUCCUUCACUGCACUAGGGAAUACGAGCUCCCCACAAGGUACCAUUAUAUAGUCAACUAUGCCUUGUAUCUGUACGAGAAUCGGUGGACUCUGGCUCCUGCCGACGACCCUGGGAGGCUAAAACAGAGUCAUUGUGGCCAGCAGUCCAUGCAAAAGUUCAUGAAUUACAAGCCAAAAGUACAACAUACUCAUGAACAGAUGAGAAUUAUAAACCAUGAUAUUAAGACAGAUCAUAUUGUGAAAAUCGUAGCCUUUGCUGGGACUGGCAAAACCACCACCUUACUUCAGAUGUGCCAACAACGUCCACACCAGAAGUUCUUGCUUGUGGUCUACAAUAAAUCAGUAGAGGAACACUGCUCUAAGUGUUUUCCUAAUAAUGUGAAAGUUAAGACAGCUCAUGCCAUGGCUUUUGCAAAUGUUGGCAGAAGGUUUUCAAGUAUCCGUAGACUGGAUGGGAACCUGAGCAGUAGCAAAAUUUCCGAGUUUCUGGAACAGAAGGAAGGUGCUGGCAAUAGGUUCAGACGAGCUGCCCUUGUUAAAAACACCAUUGAAAUCUUUCUGAAUUCGCAUGAUGACAUUCUCACUCUGCAACAUGUGCCUGUGAAGGACAAAGACCAGAAUGAUAUCGAAGAUGAUUAUAGACUGAAGAUACUUUUGUCUGAUGCAGAAGCAGUAUGGAAAGAAAUGAAGCAGUGUUCCCCUACACAGAAGAUAGCCAUGUCACAAGAUGGUCAGCUGAAGUGUUGGCAGCUGAGCAAACCGAGAAUUCAAGGGUAUGACGUUAUCAUGAUUGACGAGGGCCAGGACAUGAACACAGCCAUGUUUGAUAUUUUUCUCAGACAGAAGUGUGCCAAAGUAAUUGUAGGCGAUCCUCAUCAACAGAUUUACUCCUUCAGAGGGGCAGUUAAUGCCCUUCAGAUGGUCCCAGCCACACACACAUAUUACCUCACACAGUCCUUUAGAUUUGGGCCUGAAAUAUCAUAUAUAGCAAAUUCUUCACUAGAGGUUCUCAAGAAUGUGCAAAAGCAGACACUUGUUGGUGGCAGAAAGCAAGACUUUGUGUAUGUCAGCAGUAAAAGUAAGCCAGUUACUUCAUCUGGUAAAAAACUUAGUACAGCCUACUUGGCAAGGAUGAAUCUUACCAUAUACAAACUUUCCAUUUCUAUGUGUCUGGAUGACAAGUAUUCUAAUAUGUCUAUGAGUUUCGCUGGAGGAUUAGCCAAGUAUGGGUUCGAUACGGUCUUAGACAUCUAUAAACUUUGGCAAAUUCAGCAAGGAUUUGGAACAGCAGAAUCCUUGGGCAUCAAGAACAAACUUAUUGCAAAAUUCCACUCUGUUUUCAGUCUUAGAAAAUUUGCCGAUAACAUUGAUGACCAUGAUUUGUCCAACAAGAUCAGAAUGUUUGAUUACAGCGGAACCAAAACUCCUCAUCACCUCCAGCUGUUGAACAGAAGAUGUAAUGGAGAUUCAGCGAGAUCUGAUAUUGUUUUUAGCACCAUUCACAAAUCUAAAGGACUGGAGUUCGACUGGGUCAUUAUGUUAGAUGAUCUCGUUCCUGUGAACUUGCCAUAUCAAAAUUUGAAGUAUGAAGGAGAUGAGCACAACUUAAUGUAUGUGGCAGUCACACGAGCAAAAUUGUGGCUAACCAUUAACUCUGCAGUUUUGUACACCUUAACUGCAGCUAGAGAAAAAUUUGAAGUAAUAACAGGAAGGCAGGAGGUCCAUCCAAAGCACAAAUGCACCCAGUGUGGCGAGAAGGACAUUGCCAACUCAAAAGCACCUCUAGUAACAAAGGUUAUGACUGUCCCAAUAGGUAACCAGGGAGAAAAAUUUAAAGGCGGCUAUCUCUGUGAAAACUGCGCCACCUUCAAUAAGUACGUCCCGCCGAUGACAAUUGGGCAUGAAUAUGGCAUUAUUAAACUAUUGAAGGACAGCUCCAGGUUAUGUAGAAGGGUUCUACUGACAGGGAAAAAGGAAUUCAUAGACGUGCCAGAAAAUAGACACAUGCAUUUGGGAUGGCAACAGUAUCACAGACAAACAGAAGCAGACUCCAACACUGAUGAAGAAUUCCCAGACGACAUUGACUUUGAGGACCCAGCUCUCCUUGUCUUAGAGGAGGAGGCAGUACAGAUAGAGCAAGAGGAGGACGCAGUACAGAUAGAGCAAGAGGAGGACAUCAAUGAGGUGGUUCCAAGAAGAGUUAUAGAGCCUGAAGUUAUUGAGAUUGAUGGUAUAGAGCCUGAAGUUAUUCAGAUUGAUUGAUUUUGCAAAAGGAAGAUUCGUUCUGUGAUUUGUUGAAAGGAACCAAUGAAUAGUGGUGAUAGCAGAUGUAUUUUUGUAUGAAUUUUGUAUUUUGGGAGAUAGUGUUAUAUGCAAUAUUGAUUCCAGAUAGAGAGGUGCACUAGUUUUUUUUAGAUGUUAGAGUCUUGUCUACCAGAUGAAGGUCGAGUAGAAAUUUAAAGAAGAAAUUGGCAAGGAUCCAGUUACAAGUGGAAAAGCAAGAUUUCAAAACAUUUUUAAAAAUAGUGAAUUUUUUUUUUAAAUUUCUGCCCCCCAAAAAUUCUAGAUGUACUGUUCUAGAUAUAUCAAAUAGAAGACACUCUUCACUAGCAAGAUGGUCUACUGCUCUUUAUGCCUGGUAAUUGUGGCAGGUAUGGAACUGCACCAGCUGUCAGUCUGGCACUAGAACCUUUAAAUAUGUCACUCACUCCCAGAAAAAAAGAGUUAGAGAUUUUUAAAAAUGCCAUGACACUUUCCCAAAUUAUCUUUAAGUGAAUAGAUGAAAUCUCAUUAUCUGUAUACUGUAAUUGCAGCCUCCACCACUUUAACCCAAUAACCACAUAUUUUUGUAAUAUCCCCAUGUAGUUUCUUGUGAAUUUUGUAACAUUCAGAUGGCUCCACCUGUCCUCAGCCAGCAAGAAGUCUAGCAGGAGGACCAACUCACCAAUCCUGAUUUCCCCAUUCCUUGAACUGCUGGGAAAAUGUGUUUUUCUUUCUCAUACUGCUGAUACCAAUACUGUUAUUAUUCUUAUUGAUUUUAUGAUUCUUAAAUUGUUAUUAAAUUCUUGGUAAUAUUAAAGACUAUGAAUAGUACAAAAGACACUUCACAAAAAUCAAGGAAAAGGGUAAACAGGUGAUAUAUGUAGCACUGAUAACUGACUCCUUGUUGAUUAAGCAUUUGUAGAGCCAUCUAUGUGUAAAGACAAUAAAUUAACUUAUGUUACAGUAGGCAUGGCAUGUAUUCUUGUCAUCCGUGGCAAUUGCAUUAAUAUAUAUUAAGCAUCCGUUUUGGAAAAAAAGGGCUUGCAUUGAUUUCUGCUUUUUGUCCCACUUAUUUUGAUUAGGUCUUUAUGUAACAAAUAGGUCUUUAGGGAUCUGUACUUUCAUAUUAUUAGUUUUUUUAUUUUGUUUUUUCAUACUUUUAUGAAGGAACAUAAGUACUGACCAUGAUGUUUCUUAAAGUGAUUAGAGCAGUCCUUUCUUCAAAAACUAGGCCGUGAGUAUGAAUUUUAAGACGAAAAGUAAGGUGUUUUACCCUUGUCAUUGUGUACGUUUUAACACAUACAUGAUACCAGCUCAUGCAGGACUGAAGAAAUGUAUGAAGCUGCCCACACCUCCCAUCACACUUUCUCUGUUUAGAGCCCUGUUCUGCUCAACGAGAGUGUCGCAGCUACCCCAUACCACACACAGCUGUAGAGCAACCAGGAGCAGCUUUCACAUUUUGACAGCUCUUAGAAGCACAGCCACUAGGCCACCAGCACACCCAUGUCAUUAUAGUUGUGGUUGUGGAUAGUAUGGAUUUUCCACAGGACUAUCUCAUGCUCAUACUGCUCUGUCCAUUCCAUAAAUGGUGCUGUAGUCAGUGCAUGAAUUACAUGUAAUAAUAAGUGUUAUCUAGUGUUAUAUACUGGUUUUCUCUGUGUAGUAUAUAUGUUUCCAUCCCUGGUCCUUUUCCACCCAACUUGAGGCUAGUGACACUGCCAGUCCUUGAGAACUGUUAGAUGAUUUAGUGAACUAAUUUAUUCCAUAUCUUACCCUACAAUGUAUAUUUCUUGAGUAUUUUAUCCACAAUUUACCUUGUGACCUUCAUACUUGCCCCUCCUAUCAGAGCUUUAUGUUUAUGGGGGUAAGGGGAAGGUUCCUUGACAUGAUUCUUACAUACAUAUAUAGUAAAGGGCAAGAGUCAUCCAUUGUUAAGAAUAUCUUCAUCAUUAGAUUUACAAAGGUCUUUUGAACAUUAACCCUGGUAUGCAAGGGUCAAUGUCAGUGCUUAAUGGUACUAGCCAUUCUAUUACAUGCAUACAGUACAUUUUCUCCUCUUAUGUGUGAGUACAUACAGUCACACAGAUUAAUAGAUAAAGAAAUGACCUUUACAUGCCAUGAAGUAGGUUUCAAAAGCAGGAUCACAAUAUUGGCCUGGAUUCAUAUAACAUUAAAUAACCAGUCUUCCUAUAUAUGGCCUCAUGAACAUAAAGUAGAAUUACACAAAACUAUGAAAUGUAUACGCAAGUAGUGGAAUAGCGUGGGAAUAACAUUGCAUGCUCAAAUAUAUUAUAAUAUUUACAAAAUGUUACUUUCAGUAUUUUAUCAGGCAGAUCAUAAUAAUAACUGCGCAUAGUGACAGAGAUCACUACAUUUGGUUCAUCCCAGUGACAACCAACACCCAAUGCAGUUCCAUACCUAUCAGUGUUACCAAAUGUGGAGACUUAUAACUUAUGGAUCAGUGGUGGUUUUAUCUGAUAUGUUUAGGAAUGUAAACACAUAAAGCUUUUAUGUAUUAGAAUUUUGUCUGUCCCAAAAGACCACAGUACACUUAACCCUACCUUAUCCCAGAGCUGGUGGGUGUAAUAAUCUCUGUUGAGUUGGUAUAGAAGGAGGAUUAGGUGGAAAAAAAGAAGCCACACAGACAUAGCAAAAUAGAAUUGGGUUUCCAGGUUUCAAAAGCCGAGGCUAUAAUGAGGUGAUGUCGCUUUAAAGUGUAAUUUAUUAAUAUGCUCAAUCGAAGUGGCUCUAAUUUUUGGGAUUGAUGUUUAAAAAGUGAUCUCCAGACAGGGCUGUGUUGUCUCUUCAUAUCAUUUGUUAAUUAUUCUUGUAAGAUAUUUUAUAUAUAGCUUAAAUAAUGUAUUGUUACUUUUUAUGGUGUUAAGUCAUCCAUGUGCAUUUUUGGUCAAACAUUUUAUAAAGAUAAUUGUUCCUAUGUACCAUCCUUAUUAAAGUUUUCAAUGCAGUUAUCCCUAUAAUGACAGUGCCAGAAAUUUCAGUGCCACUCAUUCCAGUGACUUCUGAACUCCCUGCUUGACUUGGUUUAGUGAGUCAUGAUGCCUGUAGCCAUACCCACCAUGAUGAGUUGGUUUUUCAUGAUGGUAUAGGCCUACCCAGCUAUAAGAAGUUAAACAGUGUAUUGUGUUUUAUACUUUUAUAGAAAAACUCACAAAGAUCAAUGUGAAUAAUUAUUGUAUAGACAAAUUUGAAAUAUUGUUAAACUUCAUCUUUCAGGAUUCAUAAAUAUGCACAUAUAAA
Penaeus indicus is the source of this 6132-nucleotide messenger RNA. RefSeq names its product F-box DNA helicase 1-like. Lineage: Eukaryota; Metazoa; Arthropoda; Malacostraca; Decapoda; Penaeidae. The coding region runs from base 10 to 2874 and encodes 954 amino acids. Gene Ontology annotation, molecular function: protein binding; ATP binding; DNA binding. The record is from RefSeq and is a predicted model, not a curated record. Gene Ontology annotation, biological process: replication fork processing; double-strand break repair via homologous recombination. The transcript has 14 exons. Gene Ontology annotation, cellular component: nucleus.